Messenger RNA from Setaria italica (foxtail millet), 2609 nucleotides. RefSeq names its product kinesin-like protein KIN-13B. Gene Ontology annotation, biological process: microtubule-based movement. Gene Ontology annotation, molecular function: ATP binding; microtubule binding; microtubule motor activity. NCBI's taxonomy places the organism in Eukaryota, Viridiplantae, Streptophyta, Magnoliopsida, Poales, Poaceae. The record is from RefSeq and is a predicted model, not a curated record. Bases 89 to 2101 code for a protein of 670 amino acids. The transcript has 12 exons.
AAUCCCACGUCUUCCCCACGCCCUCCCUCGCCUUCCCACCCACCCACCCACCAGCGGACCCACCUCGCAGGACGCCGGCGCCGUCAUCAUGAGCGGCGCGGCGGCGAUCGGCAGCCGCAGCGGGAGAUGGGCCACCGCCUCCUCCUCUUCGUCGGCGGCGACCGCCGUGGUGCAGCCGCAGGCGGAGUACGGGAGGCGGACGUGGGCGCUUGAACCCCCGAUGGCAGCGGCGGGGGCGGCGGCGGCUGAUGGGGAGUACAGCCCUGGGCUCCUUGACCUCCACUCCCUCGACACCGAGCUCCUCACCGAUAUGCCUGCUGCAGGAUCUUACGACACAGAUACAGCUUUCUAUUAUGAUGGGGACCAAAGCUUCAACGAGUCAAGCUUUGCCACAAGUAACCCAAACACUGUUUCAAAGUCGAGUUCCGUGGCCAAAAUAAAAGUAGUGGUGAGGAAAAGGCCUCUGAAUAAGAAGGAAAUAUCUCGAAAGGAAGAAGAUAUCAUCACAGUAGAUGCAUAUGCCAACUCUCUCACUGUGCAUGAGACAAAACUCAAGGUUGACUUAACAGAAUACAUGGAGAGGCAUGAGUUUGUGUUUGAUGCUGUUUUGGAUGAUGAUGUAUCAAAUGAUAAGGUUUACAAUGAAACGGUGGAACCCAUUAUUCCUGCCAUUUUCCAGCGAACAAAGGCUACAUGUUUUGCCUACGGUCAGACAGGUAGUGGGAAAACGUAUACCAUGCAGCCACUACCCCUUAAAGCAUCCCAGGAUAUUUUGAGACUAAUACAUUAUACAUACAGAAGCCAAGGCUUUCAAUUGUUUGUCAGCUUCUUUGAGAUUUAUGGUGGAAAGCUUUUCGAUCUUCUUAAUAAGAAAAGGAAACUCUGCAUGAGGGAGGAUGGUAAACAACAAGUGUGCAUUGUGGGAUUACAAGAGUAUAGAGUUUCAGACGUUGAAAUGAUAAAGGAGCUCAUUGAGAGAGGAAAUGCUUGCAGAAGCACGGGAACUACUGGUGCAAAUGAGGAGUCCUCCAGAUCUCAUGCAAUACUUCAGCUUGCUAUUAAAAAGGUGGUUGAGGGUAAGGAGUCUUCUCGAGUUGUUGGGAAGUUGUCCUUCAUUGAUCUUGCUGGCAGCGAGCGUGGUGCAGAUACGACUGAUAAUGACAAGCAAACGAGAAUUGAAGGUGCUGAAAUCAACAAAAGUUUGCUUGCUCUAAAGGAAUGUAUCAGAGCUCUUGACAACGAUCAAGUUCAUAUUCCUUUCAGAGGAAGCAAACUAACAGAAGUUUUGCGAGAUUCAUUUAUUGGAAACUCACGGACUGUGAUGAUCUCCUGCAUUUCUCCAAAUUCUGGAUCAUGCGAACACACACUAAAUACACUGAGAUAUGCUGACAGAGUCAAAAGCCUUUCUAAAGUAGGCACCAAGAAGGAUGAUCCACUUCCACCAGCCUCAAAUAUGAGAGAAUCAAGUCCUGGGCCUCCUUUAUCGAACCUUGAUUACUGCGAUGCUUCUGACGAGCUCAAAAGAUAUGGACUAAAGAAAACUGCACAAGAUGAUUCUUUACUUUCUAACAUAAGCCGUGUUCCUAGUGGGAGGUUUGUUACACAAGGACCAUUACCAUACUUAAAUCACGUUAAUGAGCCCUCAAGGAGUUCCGCAAAAGGUAAUGGCUAUGAGUUAUCAGAAGAGGGGUCUGAGCCAGAUAUACCCUUACAGAAAAGCAGUAGAGCUCCAACAAACUCAACUUCAUCCAUAGAUGGAACCAGAAAGACUGCAACUCAAAUGCAGUGGAAAAGUACACCUGAAGUACAUGCUAAUGGUCUGGAUGCAGAUGAUGUGCUAGAUGCCCUCUUGAAGGAGGAAGAAGAUCUGGUAAUUGCUCACCGCAAACAAGUGCAGGAGAGUAUUACCAUCCUUAGAGAGGAGAUGAAGCUGUUAGAGGAAGCAGACCAGCCAGGCAAUCAGUUAGAUGAGUACAUAACAAGAAUGAGCUUUAUCAUAUCCAAGAAAGCAGCUGGUCUUAUGAAUUUGCAGGCACGCUUAGCACGUUUUCAACAGUGCCUUUCGGAGCAGAAUGUUCUCGUAAAUCAAAGCGAUUUGUGAAUGUUAUGCUCAGACAUGGUCACACCAUGCGAUGUUCACAGAAGUCAGGUCAGCAUUGUGGUUACUGGUCGAUGGAUGAACCUGGAGAGUCUAUUGUUCUGAUGUGGAUCGGAAACUUCUUGUUUGUCCAUUUUAUCACACAGACCUUGUUCAUUUCCUCGGGCAAAUCGGUAACUUCGGCAUGCAAGUGUUUGAUUGCAUACGCUGCUGCUAUUCUUUUUGUUUUUUCUUCAAUUCAUCUUUACUACCCUUGCUACAGAGAAACUACAGUGUCCAACGAAGUUUUGGUACUGUAAUUAAUUGCAAAGAACUGAAGAAACACGAGCGCGUAUUGCAGAGUUGGCCGGUCAUUAUAGGUGAAUCAUUUGUACAGUGUACAUCCAUAAUUUGUUUGCUCUACGAUGUAAGAUUGGAAGAUUGAUCUGCUGCUUUGGACGUUCAUCUUGUUUGCUCUACAGUGUACAAUUUUGCUGGUAUAGUGGUAUGGAUUGGAAACCACUUCUGUUUC